Molecule: messenger RNA, 360 nt
Organism: Microsporum canis CBS 113480
Lineage: Eukaryota; Fungi; Ascomycota; Eurotiomycetes; Onygenales; Arthrodermataceae
Exons: 2
Coding region: 1-360 (119 amino acids)
Source: RefSeq, a predicted model, not a curated record
AUGCCUUUCGUCACUAGAGCUGUUGCUGCCUAUUCAAGGAGUAUCACGACUCCCGUCCUCUUCACCGGCAGGACACAGUUGACCCGGGCCUUCUUCUCGACGUCACCUUGCCACCAAAAGGGCCCUAUCCAGGCAACCAAAGACACCCUAAAGGCAGCGGAUAGGCUAGUCUCAGAUGCUGCGGUCAAGGGAAUUGAGAAAGGAGAGGCUGCAACAAACAGGAUAAAGCACACCAUAGGGUCUGCGAGCAAGCAAGCAGAGCGCGGAGCAGAAGAUGCUGCGAAGAAGACUACCAGAAAGGCAUCAGACGUAGCCGAUGAAGCGGCCGAGAAGGAGCAAGAAUUCACAGGGAAGGCGUAG